GGGCGUGUCCCAGGGGCUUCCGCCGCCACCGCCGCGGAGAUUCCCAAGAUGGCGGCACUGGCGGAGAGGGGGUACGCGCUGUCCUGCGGGCGCCUCGGCCGCGGCACACGAGUCUCUGUCUUCCACGUCAAGCUGACUGAAUCGGCCCUGCGAGCCUUCGAGGCCUACCAGGGACGCAAGGAUUCUGUGGGUUUGAAGCCAUCGAUCCAGUUUCAAGGAAGUCAAGGGCACAUCUCAAUACCGAGACCAGACUGCCCAACAGGAGUUCGGACAUUUUCCUUUUAUCUCUCUAAUAUUGGCAAGGACAGCCCUCAGGGGAGUUUUGAUUGCAUCCAGCAGUAUGUGUCCAGCAAUGGUAACAUUCAGCUGGAUUGCCUUGGCAGCAUCCAGGACAAAAUCACUGUCUGUGCCACCGAUGAAUCCUACCAGAAGGCAAAGCAGAGCAUGGCCCUGGUGGAAGAGGAGACACGGAGCCGGGGUGCCAUUGUCAUCAAGCCUGGAGGGCGUUACGUUGGAAAGACCGUUAAGAUGCGUAAGCCUGCACCAGGGGUGUCCGACACUGUUCCCUCACGGAUACGCCCAACACCUGUCAACCUCGCCAGUGCCAUCAAGAAGGGCAAUAGUGCCGUCUCCCAGAGGCCUUUCAAAGAUCGGGUGAUGCACUUGCUGGCUCUCAAGCCUUAUAAGAAACCAGAACUCCUCCUUAGGUUGCAAAAGGAUGGCCUUUCUCUGCAAGAUAAGGAUUCCUUGGACAGCCUCUUGCAGCAGGUUGCAAACAUGAAUGCCAAAGACAGCACAUGCACCCUGAAAGAUUAUCUUUACAAAGAGGUGCAGAAGGACUGGCCUGGCUACUCAGAAGGAGACCAACAGCUGCUGAAGAGGAUCCUUUUCCGGAAACUCUGCCCACCACAGAAUCCCAGCUGCGUCCCUGAGAAUUCUGCUCCCAGCCCCCCAAGGGAUACCGCAAACGUUUCCUCCUCCCCUCCUCAGAAGCGACCCCAGCCCCUGGACUUUAUUGACCCCCUCACCAACAAAAAGCCAAGGAUCUCUCACUGUGCCCAAAGGACUCAGCCCACUUUCAAUGGCAAACUCAGCUCUGCCAAUGGGAAGGAGACCUCUUUGCCCACCAUGGUGGCGGCUGAUUCAGUCAGCUCUAGCUCUCUUUUGCCCACUCUGGAGCUACCUAGGCCUCACGACCCACUUGCUGAUGUUAGCAAUGAUCUAAACCAUAACGGCAAAGACUUUGAGAUGGCAGAGCCGGCCGAAAGGCGGACAGCAAGCCGGUCGGCCGCAACCCCAGCCCAGACGAGCAAACACAAUUGUGUUCCGCACUCAAAAUCCAGGAAGAAGAAACAUAAGGAACGAGAAAGGAAGGAGGAGCAGCAACAGGUCCACGAGAAGCCAAACUGUGAACUAAAAAAGGGUGGCUCCAAAAUGAGCCCCUCACAAGACAGCGCAGGUUUAAACAGGACGUGCAACAGCUCCAGUGUCCCAUCUUCUACAUCAGGGAGGCCAGACUACUUGCUAAAAUACGGUGCCAUCUCUUCCUCGGAGCAACGUCAGAGCUACAAGAAUGAUUUCAACGCGGAGUACGGCGAGUAUCGUGACCUCCAUGCUCGUAUUGAGCGGAUAACCCGACGGUUCAUGCAGCUGGAUUCAGAACUAAAGCAGCUAUCUCAGGGCUCGGAAGAAUACAAGAUUAUCCACGAUCAGAUCUUGCAAGAAUACCGAAAAAUUAAAAAGACUAAUCCAAAUUACAGCCAGGAGAAGAACCGCUGUGAAUAUCUCCACAACAAACUGGCCCAUAUCAAAAAACUGAUCGCUGAAUACGACCAACAGCAGUUUCAGUCUUGGCACUGAGCCUGGAGGCUGAGUGAGACACCCAGAUGGACGUCAACCUGUGAACAAGUCCCACAGCGAGGGAGAAGUCAGUCUCCAGCUUCCUGGGCUCAAUGACUCAAGGAUUUAAUCCCCGGGAAAAGUCCAUCACUGUACUGUACACACCCAGGAACCAAUGUGGCUUAAUCUCAGCGUUUUAAACUCUGUCUCUUCCCAGAUAUUAAAAAAACAAAAAAAAAGUUAAAGAAAGGAAAGUUUGCUUAUUCUUAGAUGCCAACAAAUGAGCCUUCCUCCCCAAGAAUUGACUGCUCUUAUUCUCCCCACACACCUCCAAUUGCAGGUUCAGUUUAGAGUAGGAAACAAAGGGUUGUCUGGGCUCUGUUGCAAAUUCUACCAGCUGGGGGAAGAGCUCAUGUUCCUGGGGUGGGAGGGAACAACCACAAACCUGUCUGUCCGCUGUCCAUUAAAUUCUUGCAUAACUCAC
Molecule: messenger RNA, 2323 nt
Organism: Crotalus tigris (Tiger rattlesnake)
Lineage: Eukaryota; Metazoa; Chordata; Lepidosauria; Squamata; Viperidae
Gene: ELL
Product: elongation factor for RNA polymerase II
Exons: 12
Coding region: 49-1860 (603 amino acids)
Biological process (GO): transcription elongation by RNA polymerase II; positive regulation of transcription elongation by RNA polymerase II; snRNA transcription by RNA polymerase II
Cellular component (GO): transcription elongation factor complex
Molecular function (GO): cis-regulatory region sequence-specific DNA binding
Source: RefSeq, a predicted model, not a curated record